GAGACAGAUAUACACACGGAGAGAGAGAGACAGACACACAGACACAGACGGACAGACAGACGGACUGUCGGUGGAUCACGGAGCCUCCGCGGCCGCCUCUGAGCUGCAGCAGACCGGGCAGACACGGAGAGCAGACCGGGCAGACACGGAGAGCCAUGGCCGCUGAAGACAGCCGAUCCACGGCCUGCACCGGCUCCAGCCUCCUGCAGCCGGUCAGCGAGAUCACCAACCUCCCGCUGGAUCAGGUGAACUUUGUGGUGUGCCAGCUCUGUGCGUUGCUGUCGGCCUUCUGGUUUCGUCUCUUCCUCCAUCCCAGUAAAACCAGUCCCUUCAUCAGACACGCCGUGGCCACUUUACUGGGACUCUACUUCGCUCUCUUCUGCUUCGGCUGGUACGCCCUUCACUUCCUGGUUCAGAGUGGACUCACCUACGGCGUCAUGAUCCUGACCGGAGUUGAACACAUGCACAAGUACUGCCUCCUGGUGGCUCUCAGCUACCUGAGUCUGUGUCAGAUCACUCGGGUUUACGUCUUCGACUACGGCAUGUACUCUGCUGACUUCACAGGCCCCAUGAUGGUGAUAACCCAGAAGAUCACCAGCCUGGCGUUUGAAAUCCACGACGGAAUGGCACGAAAAGAAGAACAUCUGACUCCGGGACAGAAGAUUUUGGCCAUAAGGAGGAUGCCCAGUCUGCUGGAGUACUUUAGCUAUAACUGCAACUUUUUGGGGAUCCUGGCGGGACCGACCUGUUCCUACAAUGACUACAUCGCCUUCAUCGAGGGGGACCCCCGUCGCCAUAGAGACCAGGAGGCCGACAGGAAGUCCAACUGCAAGCUGAGGCAGAGCGAGCCUUCGCCAAACACGGAGGUGGUGCGUAAAGUGGCCACCUCGUUCUUCUGCCUGCUGGUCUUUCUGUCGGUGUGUAAAGUUUUCCCCGUGGAGCGAAACAUCGACGACGACUUCAUCGCCAACACGCCGUUCUACACUCGGUUGGUGUACCUGUACCUGUCCAUGCUGACCACCAGACCCAAGUACUACUUCGUCUGGACGCUCGCUGACGCCAUCAACAACGCCGCCGGCUUCGGCUUCAACGGCUACGCCAGCGACGGCUCUCCUCGCUGGGACCUCAUCUCCAACCUGAGGAUCCUGAACAUCGAGCUGGCCACCAGCUUCAAAGUUUUCCUCGACAACUGGAACAUCCAGACGGCUCACUGGCUCAAAAGGGUGUGUUAUGAGCGAUGUCCCUACCACCCGACAGCAGCCACCUUCAUCCUGUCGGCCAUGUGGCACGGAGCGUAUCCGGGCUACUACCUCACCUUCCUCACCGGCAUCGUCAUCACGCUGGCUGCUAGAGCGGUGCGACACAAUGUUCGGCCACACUUCCUGCAGUCACCCAGCCAUAAAAUGGUCUACGAUGUCAUCACGUGGGCGGCCACUCAGAUCGCCAUCUGUUACACGGUGGUGCCUUUCGUCCUGCUGUCCGUGGGUCCAUCCAUCAAGUUUUACAGGUCCUGGUACUUCAGCCUCCAUAUCGGCUGCGUUCUGCUGGCCGUGGCGUUGCCGGUCAAACCAAGACACCUCCGCCUCAAAGACCAGCAGAGGAGCCUUCUCCAGGAGCCCGCCCAGCGCCCCCUGCAGGCUUCAGACAGCAGCUGCAGCCCGAAGGAAAAGACCACAUGAGACAGAGGACGAAAAGAACGACCGAGAACAACAUUUUAUUUCCAUAAACUUGUGUAGAAAGACUAGGAGCCGAAGCAUAUCAAAAAGGACCUUCCUUUCUGUCUCGGGGUGCAGAAACACGACGGUCACGACAGCAAGUUAAAUACUGUAUUAUUUGGAUUCGCAGUACGACCGGUACGAAAACAGGCCGUGAGUUUUUCAAGGCCGACGUUGUACUUGAUGAAAUGUUUGCCCUAUUACGUUACAAGGAAGUUCGACUGCCACGAUAGGAUUUGGACUCAAACUU
Sander lucioperca (pikeperch) is the source of this 1965-nucleotide messenger RNA. It is a transcript of the gene mboat2b, whose product is annotated as membrane bound O-acyltransferase domain containing 2b. Gene Ontology annotation, cellular component: membrane. The coding region runs from base 156 to 1679 and encodes 507 amino acids. The record is from RefSeq and is a predicted model, not a curated record. Gene Ontology annotation, biological process: lipid modification. NCBI's taxonomy places the organism in Eukaryota, Metazoa, Chordata, Actinopteri, Perciformes, Percidae. Gene Ontology annotation, molecular function: acyltransferase activity. The transcript is spliced from 13 exons.